ACUUUCUAUGUCAUUUUCUUUUCACGGUGACAUCCGGAACUUUCACCCAGAAUAUUUUCUUUUGGGUUUUUAUUGGUGAAAAUCGGGAAAAAUUCAUUUUCCUACCUUGCAAGUCGAUUAAAGUGCAUUGGGAGGCCAAGUUGGUGCAAAAAUUCACACCGACAGAGAUGGUUUACGUGAGUUUUGUGCGAAGUGCAAUUCCAAGGAGGAUUCCUACAAUAAAGUUCCGGAAAGGUGGUGGAAAUGGCAUCUCAUCGGCUUCAGAGGGCUUUAUAGCUGCCACAGUAGCCACUGGGAAGGGAUCUGCUGGGAGUGCGAACACGGUAUCGAGGCCCACAAUUGAGGAUUGGCAGCUUCCACGACGCUACUGGCGCAAGGAAUUGGAUGACAAGGAGAUAGACUAUAUCAAUCGUGGUGGUCCUGAGUAAAAUACCCAAUUUAGAGUGGUGCAAAAGUCCCUCAAACCCCUUCCGGAAACAUCAAGCCGCCUGCUUUAGACUGUUUGAGGCUCUCCUGCCGUCCGGGGGGUUAUCUAGUCAGCUGAUGUGCUGGAAGGGGAUGUGGUGAUACCCUGAGAAUCUUGAGCUAUGACUCUAUUGUUGAAAUUACCCAAAAAAUGAAUGUAAAUAAAAGAAAUUUCAGUGAAAAA
This is a messenger RNA of Phlebotomus papatasi, 649 nucleotides long. RefSeq lists its product as uncharacterized. The transcript is spliced from 2 exons. The record is from RefSeq and is a predicted model, not a curated record. Bases 168 to 428 code for a protein of 86 amino acids. Gene Ontology annotation, biological process: 2-oxoglutarate metabolic process. NCBI's taxonomy places the organism in Eukaryota, Metazoa, Arthropoda, Insecta, Diptera, Psychodidae.